This is a messenger RNA of Clunio marinus, 291 nucleotides long. NCBI's taxonomy places the organism in Eukaryota, Metazoa, Arthropoda, Insecta, Diptera, Chironomidae. The record is from the annotation of a GenBank genome assembly.
AUGUGCAAGAGAGCGAGCAUUAUGUUGGCAAACAUAGAUAGCUAUGAUAUGGAACAUGAGCUUUAUAUUUUGAAACAAAAAGCUUCUGAUGAGCAACUUUAUCAUAUUCAUGCAUUACUUAAUUGUGGAUGUAAUUUGCAUUCAAAUCUACUAUGCAUUCAGCUGCUACCUUCGAAACCGUUUAAAAUUUCUUGGCAAAGUUAUAUGACUGAAUUUUAUCACGUGCCGUGCGGUUCACCUACGACAAUAAUUCAUGUUAAAAAGUUCAUGCCAAGCCCUCUUCGCAUUUAG